Molecule: messenger RNA, 594 nt
Organism: Populus euphratica (Euphrates poplar)
Lineage: Eukaryota; Viridiplantae; Streptophyta; Magnoliopsida; Malpighiales; Salicaceae
Product: agamous-like MADS-box protein AGL21
Exons: 2
Coding region: 129-500 (123 amino acids)
Biological process (GO): positive regulation of transcription by RNA polymerase II
Molecular function (GO): RNA polymerase II transcription regulatory region sequence-specific DNA binding; protein dimerization activity
Source: RefSeq, a predicted model, not a curated record
UCUAACUGCUAAUUCAAUAAGGAUUUCCGCUGAAAUAUUUUUUAUAGUUAACGUGUUAUGAAUUCAGAUCUUGGAUCUAUCUAGUCUAGCAAUAAAAAAGCAGGGUGGGAAAAUCCCAAAAUAGCAAGAUGGGGAGAGGGAAGAUUGUGAUACGCAGGAUCGACAAUUCGACAAGCAGGCAAGUUACUUUCUCCAAAAGAAGAAGUGGGCUGCUUAAGAAGGCUAAGGAGCUAUCAGUCCUUUGUGAUGCGGAAGUUGGAGUAAUUGUCUUCUCCAGCACAGGCAAGCUCUAUGAUCAUGCAAACACUAGUAUGAAGUCCAUCAUUGAACGCUACAGCAAACAAAAAGAGGAGUGCCAGCCACUGUUAAAUCCUGCUUCAGAAGUGAAGGUAAGCACUCAACAAACACUUAUAUUGCUUUGCGAGAUUUACAGCAUGCAUGGAGGCAUAUCCACUCAAGUGAUUGCAUUUUUACUCGAGGGGAGUUGUCAAUGGCUCUAGGGCCACUAUGAAAAAGCAUCUAGAUUUAUAAGCAGCUUCAUGGUUUUUCAUCGCUCCCACGCUUGAACCUGCCUUUGACUUGAAAAAAGAAAGC